AUGACGUACCAGAUACCCAGAGAACUAGCUGGAUUAAACAAGGGAAAUUUGCUGGAUAAGUCUGGUGAGGAGGGCGUGGCUGUAGGCGUGAUCAUGGGCGUUGCUGUGGGCGUUGCUCUGGGCGUGGGGAUGGUGAGCUGGAGACGUCAGCAACACAACGAGAAUGUUGACCACUCCACUGAUGGUGUGUGGUGGAGAGGACGAGCCAGCAUCCCCAAGACCACCAGGACAGAGAAGGCCUCCAGCUCCCCAGUCUUCAGGAGAGCAUCGCUCAGCCACUCAGAGUGGGACAUCAGAAGGCCGUGGUCACACGUGUACAGUGAACGAGAGGCUGCCAAGCUGAGUCAUUCAGUGUGUAGGCUGUCUGUGACGUCAGGGGAGGAUGGAGGGGUGACCACCGUGGAGGUUGUGGAGGAGGGAGUGGAGGGAGGACCUAGGUCCCUCCCUCACAUGCCCUCCACCGUCACUACUUCUUCAGAAGGCAUGUUCCAAAAAUUUAAGAAGUCACUGUCGCUGCGGCUGGCUAAGAGAGGCAGUCGAAGCGAGUCUCUAGGCUCGUGUGGGUCUCAGUCAGCGCCCGUAGGUCACACCUCGGUGCAGCCCAGCCUUCAGGAGGCCUACACCUCUGCCCAUCCUAGCCUACUGGAGGCCUACUCCCCAGCCCACCCUAGCCUACUGGAAACCCAGACGCUGCCCAGGAGGCGGAGCUCGGUAGGCCGAGACGACGACACCAGGAACACUGGGUUUCUACUGGGUCAUCCACUCUUCAGGUCGAGCAAGGAGCGCCGGAAGGCUCGCCUGAAGGAUGCCAGGUCGUCCAAGUGCAACUCGGGCGAUUCCGGCGAUUCUGGAAUUGAGUUAGUGGGUGGGUGUGGGCAGGUGACGCUGGACAUGUCUGCCCACACCUUCAACCUCGAUGUAAACAACUACGUGGACCCGGCCUUUGUGGCGAGCUUGGCUGAUGACGGAGGCAGCAGUCUAUGUGAGGGUAACCCACGAGCAGUUCGUAGGACCCACAGUGAUGUAGGUGGUGUUGGAGGCCGCACUUGUCUCCACUACUCUCGCCAGUUAUCCACACCACAACCCAUCAAGAUCAGACCAGCUCAUAGACUUCCACAACACACUGCUUCUUUACAUAGGUCUAAAAGCCUUAAGAGAAGCAAAGGGUCUUCACAUUUACGGCGAUCAGUCAGUCAACCUUUAGAUCUGGACAAGGCCUAUGAUACUCCAACUUCAACACUACGCAAGUGUAGAAGUCCAACAAAUGCUCAGAACACACGACAGAGAAGACCGUCAGCAGGGAACAUCCUUAAUGAUGACAACACAACUUCAGAAGAUGAGAUUGGAAUAUCGGAUUCUGAAGAUUUCAAAACUGAUCUGAAGAGAAGUUUAGAAGAGGAUGACGAUAUGAUUGUUUAUGCAGAAGCUCUCUGGGACCAUGUAACAUUAGACUCUGAGGAGCUUGUGUUCAAGGCUGGUGAUUUAAUCACUGUGAUAGAUUCCAGUGAUAAAGACUGGUGGUGGGGCCGAAUAAGUCACAGGGCUGGAUGGUUCCCAGCUGCCUUUGUACGGAUACUUGUAAACCAAGAAGAUCAUCAGGAGUCCAGAAUUCACGAUGCACGCAUUCUGGGACCAGCAAGAAAGCUCAGCGUUUCAGGCUUAUCUCAUGAUCAGAUCCGUACCAAUGUUAUAAACGAAAUCAUAUCAACAGAGCGUGAUUUUGUGAAACACUUGAGGGAUGUUGUUAAGGGGUACUUGCGACAAGUUCGUAAGAGACCAGACAUGUUCAGCGAUGACAGAAUAUCAACCAUCUUUGGCAACAUGGAGGCUCUGUACCAGUUUCAGAGCAACUUCCUCAGAGAGCUAGAAUUAUGUAUAGAUUGGCAAGAGCCCCACAAAUCAUGUAUUGGUGCUACCUUCAUUCGAAAUAGAGAAAAAUUUGAGAUAUACAGUGAAUAUUGCAAUAACCACCCAGCUGCAAUGUCAUCACUACAGGAACUCUACCAGGACCAAAAAUACAUUCAUUUCUUUGAGGCUUGUCGACUUCUGCAAGAAAUGAUUGAUAUCUCAUUGGAUGGGUUUCUACUCACCCCUGUUCAGAAAAUUUGCAAAUACCCUCUUCAACUUCAGGAACUUUUGAAAUAUACAAAGCCUGAUCAUCCAGAUUACACUAGUGUUCAGGGAGCAUUAGAAGCUAUGCGAGACGUCGCCCUUCUUGUCAAUGAGCGAAAACGGCGCAUGGAAUGCUUGGAGAAGAUUGCUUCCUGGCAGAUUACUGUAGAGGGUUGGGAGGGGCCUGAGCUCCUUGAAGAUAGCUCACAGUUGAUCUACCAGGGAGAAGUAACGAAAGGGGCUGGUGGAUCUUGGCCCAAAGAAGUGACUCUCUUCCUAUUUGAUCAUCAGCUUGUGUAUUGCAAGCGGGACCUACUCAAGCGGAAUACAUUCGUAUACAGAGGGAGACUCAAUCUCGAUAUGUGUGAGGUUGUUGAUCUCCCAGAUGGGAAAGACUCCAGCCUAAACAUUAGUGUUCAUAAUGGAUGGAAAAUUCGUAGUCUUGAGAAGAACAAGUGGUAUGUUUUUUCAUGCAAAAGUGCUGCAGAGAAACAGAAGUGGAUGGAAGCAUUCAGAAGAGAACGUGAAUUAGUAGCUGCAGAUGAAUAUGCAGGAUUUGUUGUGGCAGAGAAAGCAAAACAUCUUGCUAAAGUUGCUGCUCGCAACCAAAGGAAUAGACCUAAGAGACCUCGAACGACCAAAUCGCACAAGCGUGUACAGGCCAUGACUUACGCUCAGGCUGAACUUCUAGUCAAUGUUGAUCCUGAAAUCCGCUCCAAUAGCCUUCCCUCAGGUGUUCAGCCACCCGAGGGAAAGAAGAAAGGUUUAUGGUUCAGUUUUGGAGGUCACAAAAAAGGAAGAGGAUCUGGACGAAAUGCGACACAAAUACAGCACCAUCCAGUAUGAGGAUUAGCAUUGAGUGUGAAAUCUCAUGAUGAGGGCUGAAGGUCAUUAGCUUUAAAGCUAUUUAAACACUAAUUUUCCAGUCACUGACAUUUAAGUGUAUGAAAGUGAUUUUGGUUUUGUGUGUACUUUUCAUUGAUCUUAAGACUCAACAGUGAUGUUGAGAUAAAGAUACUACUACUACUGUGAUUGUGUUAUAAGGUAUGGUAAUUCCUUUUCAUAUCUCUGCACACUGGAAGAUGUGCUCACUCCAUUUUGUGAAUGAUGCACAUUUAACCAAAGCUGAAAUGUUUAAUCAUGAAUAUGUUUUGAGGAUAUUUUGAAGUAUAUGAUAAAACUGACGAUAGAUUGGAAGAGUCUAGUCAUCCUUUGAAUGUUCUAUAAGCAGUCUGGAAUUUGAUUUGAUGAAUGAAGUGAAAGGUCAAACUUUUCAUGUAAUUUAUGUAACUUGGAUGAAAUAAUUAGUUUGCCACCUGCUGGUUUAGGUUGCAACAAAUAUCUUGCCAUGAAAUUUUCUGUUUAUAAAUUUGCAUUCUACAAAAUAAAAGGAGCGUGCGUUGUCACUAGGUAGGGUUUUAUAACGUGCCAUUUUUUUUUUUAUCUGGAUAUAAAAAUGCAGGUGUUUAGAAAAUAUAAUGAUUAGAUUAAUCACAAUGUGGCCUCUGUGUUGACAAUUAAGUCUAGUUUCACUCAAUGUUGUAGUUAUUUUUCCCAUUUAAUGUAUUAAUACUCAGGUUCAUCAUCGAAUAUUUAGCCAUUUGAUGUUAAAAAAACAAAAAAAAAAAAAAUCAACUAAGUUGUAUUGACCUGAACCAAUGUCAGCUGUAUGUGCCUAGUAUCAGGUUUGUGCUGUUUCUUAAUACUAUGUAGAGGUGUUCAGCUGAAUUCUGUAAGUUAAAGAUCACUCUCAACCAAAUAAUUGUUACAUUAAUAAUGUGGCAUAUAUCUCAAUUGAGUACCUUACCCUGAAGCUUGAUAUCUUAAUAAUUACUGUAAGACCAUCAGACAUUUGUAUGAUCUUUUAGUAAUUGUGUAUAUUAUUUAACCUUGUUUUCUAUUAAAUCUUUGUACAGUGAUGAAUAUAUGUAAUUGUUGUAAAAAUGUACAUAGAUAAACUCCUCUUUCA
Cherax quadricarinatus is the source of this 4081-nucleotide messenger RNA. Lineage: Eukaryota; Metazoa; Arthropoda; Malacostraca; Decapoda; Parastacidae. The record is from RefSeq and is a predicted model, not a curated record.